AUGGACGUUGCAUACAAUCAACACGCCGACCGAUCUCGUCGCAAGAAUCGCUCCUCGUCCAACCUCAACCAUCUCUCCCUCGCGCCCUUGACCGCCAAACUCCCCCUCAACGACGACGAACUCAUUGCCGACGCUAUCGCAUCCCACCCUCACUCGCCUAUCCAUCCAAUUCCCUCCUAUAUCCAGGGAAAGUCUGCUCCUUCAACACCCCGUCUUCUCGCUCGAUCCCCAACGGCAUCGCGCUCGAGAUCCCAUACCCGAACCCCCUCAACACCUCUCGCCAAAAGCAAAUCCGCGUCUCAUCUCGCGGCUGGCGCAUCACGCAAGACUCAUUCUGGUCGCGCAACGCCCAGACGCCACAAAGAUGAUAUGAGCUUUAGCAUGCGUAAUCGCAAUGAUAGCGAUUGGCUGCUCAGGACAGGCGCGCUCAUGAGCUCCGAAGCUCGCGAGUCUAAGGGCCAGACUUGGCUUAUCUCGCGUCAGAGUUCUACCAGCCUAGGAGGAAUGGAUCCCGAUGAGGAUGCUUUCGAGAGUGAACUUGCUCGCGAGCGUGAGCUUACGAGCCGCCAUGCUAGUCGCCGCGGCAGCACUGCUGAGGACGCAUCCCCAUAUGCCAGUCGCUUCCCUAGCCGCACUCACAGUCGCUCUCACAGCUUGACGCGACCCAGGAGUCUCCUCCACUCACCUCUGGAAUUCUCAAUGACUGCUGAUGGGUCCUACUUUCCCAAUCAGGAAGUCAACAAUGAUCUACCUGGUCCGGACUUUGUCAACCUCGACGAGAAGCUCGAGGAGCUUGAGCAAGACUUGUCCCAAGAUGACGAAGCCACUGUGCGACGCCUCGUGCGCAAGGGCCAAGCUAACACAGGGACUUGGUUCGGCAACGUCUGGUCCCUCUUCUCCGUAGAGGAAGACGAUGAGGAUUCGGAAGAUGAUAGUGACGAGACUCCUCAGGAAGGAGAUUCUCAACUCGGCCGCUCCCGUAGUUGGUCCUCCCGCCAUCUGGCAGGCAUAUCGACAGCCCCAGAAGAGCGUAUUCCACCCCCAGGAACCGACGAAGGCGGCUGGAGAGAUGCAGCCUGGUUAUUGAGCGUGGCGUCCAAGGUGAUGUUUUAG
This is a messenger RNA of Fusarium tjaetaba, 1113 nucleotides long. RefSeq lists its product as uncharacterized. Bases 1 to 1113 code for a protein of 370 amino acids. The transcript has a single exon. The record is from RefSeq and is a predicted model, not a curated record. NCBI's taxonomy places the organism in Eukaryota, Fungi, Ascomycota, Sordariomycetes, Hypocreales, Nectriaceae.